AUGCUGGACCAUGUUUUGGGGCGGCCUUCGGCCAAGUCGAGGCGGUUUCAGGUGCUGGCUGUGCUGUCUUUGUGGUCCAUAUAUCUGUACAGAGGUCAUAAACACGGCCCGCCCGGGGCUCAGCCGCUCUCGAGGUUUCUCACGCGGCGACUAACGGCGUGGCAAACGACGGCCUUGACCAUCAUAUCUCUCUAUGCCGCCCGGAACUUUAGCGCCUUGGUCGGUCUGGCUAGCCCGGAACCCAUGGCCAACAUGUACGACACGACCUACUUCCGCGCAACGUGGGUGCUUACCGCGCUGGAUGCUGGGUUCUGGACGGCAAUGAAGAUCAAGGUCAAGUGGCUGAGGGAUCUGGCGAGCAUCUUCUUCUCGCUCUUCUACCUCGUGGCAGCCGAGAGGGCCGAUGAAAAGGUCCGCAAGGUCCGCGGCAUGAUCACGGUGGACCAUUUGCGGGUUGCCUGGAACAAAGGCACAACGCCGUACCUGAGGGUGCUGCAGCGCUUGAUGAGGCCGCGGUUCACGAGGUGGCCUCCGCGGCAGAUUCGGAUCCCUCGGCCGUCCAACAGCGACUACACGGAGCCAGUCAUCGGCUGGCUUUACUACGACGGGCCGGUGGCGGAUCUGGUCCACCACAGCAGGUUGGUGCUGGACAUACCCGGCGGCGGUUUCGUGGCCAUGGAUCCCCGGUGCAACGACGACAAGCUGCUCUCGUGGGCUUCCAAGUCGGGCCUGCCGAUCCUCAGCCUGGAUUACAAAAAGGCCCCCGAGUACCCGUACCCGUACGCCGUCAACGAGGUGUUUGACGUCUACGCGGCCGUCGUCAACACCAAGGGCCGGUGCAUAGGCAUGUCCGGCGCCGAGACGCCACGCAUCAUUGUCACGGGCGACAGCGCCGGAGGCAACCUCGCGGUAUCCGCGACGCUGAUGAUUCUCGAGACGAGUGACGGCGAGCUUAGGCGAUUCGCCGGGAGAGGUGCGCUCCCCGUGCCGGACGGCCUCGUGUGCUUCUAUCCCGCCUUGGACAUGAACAUUGGCAACUGGAUGACGGACGAGCAAAUGUCCCUGAUCCGAGACCGCAAGAUGCGCAAGACGAACCGGACGAUUGCUCGCGGCAAGAGCAUGCAAUACAACGAGCUGGUCGGAACACCGCAUCACUCGGACGACGAGGACGAAAUCCGGCCCAUGUCGAAGCCGGCCGCCGAGCCGCCGGCGAGCGCCCACGACUCUCAACCCCAGUUUUCCCACACCGGUCCCCAGACCUUUGCUCGGACGGGCGAAAGGGAAGCGCCCAAGAAGACGGACGGCAUGUCCCACCACUCGCAGCCGCUGCAGACGCGCCUGGCAACCUCGUCCAUGAUUUCCUACUUCAACGACCGCGUGCUGACACCCGAGAUGAUGCGCGCCAUGAUCAUCCUGUACAUUGGGCCGCACAACCGACCCGACUUUUCGCAGGACUACCUGCUGAGCCCGGUGCUUGCUCCCGACUCGCUUCUCGCCAGGUUUCCCAAGACGUACUUUAUGACGGGGGAGCGGGAUCCUCUCGUCGACGACAGCGUCAUCUUCGCGGGGCGGCUGCGGAGAGCCAAGGAAGCCUUGGCGAGACAAGAGGGCCGCGCGUACGACGACUCCGAGGCGGCAGAGGUGGCGCUCAUUCCCGGAGUGUCGCACGGCUUCAUGCAGUUCCCGGGCAUAUAUCCGCCAGCGUGGAAGCACUUUGAACGAUGCGUCGUCUGGUUCGAGCAGCUGUUCCUGGAGGCCGAGCAUGCCCGGACCCGGCAGCGGCGGCCGCUGGCGCUCUCGCCUGCCACGGACAGGAUGGCGUAUCACCAGCACCAGCGGCAGCACCAUCAGCUGGGAGAAUCCAGCGGCGAAGAAGACAAGCCCUUGGAGAUUAGCAUGACGAAGCUGAGCAGGGGGCGCAGCUCGACAGUGUCGGGGGGGAGGGCCAAGGGAGAAUCGCCGUCGAGCGAAAAUGGGCCGGCGGCGUACAAGAGCAAGAAGAGGAUACUGAGCAAAAACAAGAGCUUGAUCAAGCUGAAGAGCACGGACGACUUGCUGGGCCGGAGGAUGGAGGGGUUGGCUGGUGGCUUGACAGGGGCAGGGGAAGAGAAUUAG
Messenger RNA from Ustilaginoidea virens, 2115 nucleotides. RefSeq lists its product as uncharacterized. Gene Ontology annotation, biological process: triglyceride catabolic process. Bases 1 to 2115 code for a protein of 704 amino acids. The record is from RefSeq and is a predicted model, not a curated record. Gene Ontology annotation, molecular function: sterol ester esterase activity; triacylglycerol lipase activity. Gene Ontology annotation, cellular component: cytosol. The transcript has 2 exons. NCBI's taxonomy places the organism in Eukaryota, Fungi, Ascomycota, Sordariomycetes, Hypocreales, Clavicipitaceae.